CCAGGUGCGGACGCGCGGAGGAGAGACUGGGAGGUGUCCAGGGAGCCCUUGGGGGUCCUGCUCGAACUUCCCGGGCCCGCGAACCCGAGAGGCGCCAUGGGACGGAUCACGGAAGAUCUCAUUAGACGGAAUGCUGAGCACAAUGAGUGUGUCAUUUUUUCGCUGGAGGAACUCUCCUUGCAUCAGCAAGAGAUAGAAAGACUAGAACAUAUUGACAAGUGGUGCCGGGAUUUAAAAAUCCUCUAUCUUCAAAAUAAUCUCAUUGGAAAAAUUGAAAAUGUUAGCAAACUCAAGAAACUUGAAUACUUGAAUUUAGCUUUAAACAAUAUUGAAAAAAUUGAAAAUUUGGAAGGAUGUGAAGGACUGACAAAGCUUGACUUGACGGUAAAUUUCAUUGGAGAGCUGAGCAGCGUUAAAACGCUUCAACACAACAUCCACCUGAAGGAGCUCUUCCUCAUGGGAAAUCCCUGUGCUGACUUUGACGGCUACAGACAGUUCGUGGUGGCAACUCUUCAACAACUAAGGUGGUUGGAUGGUAAAGAAAUUGAGCGUUCAGAAAGGAUUCAGGCAUUACAGGACUUUCUGGUAGUUGAACAACAAGUAAGAGAGCAGGAGAAAGCUUACUGCCUCAGACGAGCCAAGGACAAGGAAGAGGCUCAGAGGAAGCUGCAAGAGGAGGAAAACAAAGGCGAGAAGCAGGGAAGUCUCACAGGCUUUGAUGGACGUUGGUACGCAGACAUCAGUGCUACUCUCCCAUCUUCUGAAGAGAACAAAGACCACAUCCAGGCACCAGAAAUACAAGAAGGGGAAUGUAAGAGAAAGAAAUUAGACAAGAGUGAAGACGACCUGGAAUUCUGGAAUAAGCCCUCUUUGUACACUCCUGAAUCCAGAUUGGAAACUCUGAGACAUGUGGAAAAACAACGGAAAGAACAAGAAAAAUUGAGUGAAAAAAAGAAGAAAGUGAAACCACCCAGGAUGCUGAUCACUGAGGAUGGGAGAGCCCUGAAUGUCAAUGAGCCCAAACUUGACUUCUCUUUGAAAGAUGACGAAAAGCAUAACCGAAUCAUCCUGGACCUGGCCGUGUAUAGGUAUAUGGACACCUCUUUAAUCGAUGUUGAUGUACAGCCAACUUAUGUGCGAGUGAUGGUCAAAGGAAAGCCAUUUCAGCUUGUCCUUCCUGCAGAAGUCAGACCCGAUAGCAGCUCUGCUAAAAGAUCUCAGACGACAGGGCAUCUGGUCGUCUGCAUGCCCAAGGUGGGCGAAGUAAUCACAGGUUGUCAACGAACAUCCAAGCCUGUGCAGAGCACUCUGGACAGCAGCAGAGAGCAGACCAACAAGAGAAGCCAGCAAAUGGAGAGACUAGAAAUAGAUCCCAGCAAGCAUUCAUUCCCUGAUGUGGCUAACAUAGUUCAAGAGAAAAAACACACGCGCAGAACAGUUCGAGCUGAAUCCAAAAUUGUACCAAGCAAGGAAGAUCCAGACUUUGAAGAUAAUCCUGAAGUGCCUCCAUUGAUUUGAAACUUCAGGCUGCACCAACCGUGACCCGCUGCACCAACCGUGACCCGCCAGGCCCAGAUGUGCUCUGUGCAGAGAGUGCAUGUAUGUUAUUUACGGGCUAAACAGUUAUUUUUAACGUUACUACUCUGAUGCUUUAGCUCCUACUUUGUACAUUUAUUCUCAAACCAGUUCAAAAUUAAAAUGUGUA
Hippopotamus amphibius kiboko is the source of this 1705-nucleotide messenger RNA. RefSeq names its product dynein axonemal assembly factor 11 (gene DNAAF11). Bases 97 to 1518 code for a protein of 473 amino acids. The transcript is spliced from 12 exons. Gene Ontology annotation, molecular function: protein binding. NCBI's taxonomy places the organism in Eukaryota, Metazoa, Chordata, Mammalia, Artiodactyla, Hippopotamidae. The record is from RefSeq and is a predicted model, not a curated record. Gene Ontology annotation, biological process: outer dynein arm assembly. Gene Ontology annotation, cellular component: cytoplasm.